AUACAUUCUGCUUCGUCAUUACGUACAGCGACGUAGCCCGUUUGCCCAAUCAGGUGAAGAGCCUGAUGGUCAGGAAGGAAGCAGAUGAUAUGGCAGCUUUGAGAGCGACCAGGUGGAACUUGCUUUGUUAACAAGGCUAAACCAUUGAUUAUGAAAACACUUUGACUCAGAGACGGCAGCUGCUCGAAAUGAUUUACUUAAUAUUGAUUUCCGCGUUCUCCGGAGCAGUCGUUACGUUGAUAUUACAGUUCUUGCUGAUAUACCGGAGAAACCCCGAGCCAAUAGACAGGACAGUGCAGUAUGUCAAAGUAGUGCCUGAUAAAGCAUUGAAGGAUUACUUUAAUACCCAACAUGCCGAACCAGGCCAGCAGCAGCAGCAGGACAGCACGGCAUCUGCUACAUCUAAACAGCAAGAGGCCGUCUUAACAAGGCAGCAGGAAGCGGCUGUCGUCAGCGGCAGCCCCAAACAACAGCCGCCACCGCCUUCCCAAAGCGAGCCCGUUGAUGCGGCCAUACCUGAAACGUGCAAUUUCCUAAAUGCUAUAUUUUUGUUCCUAUUCAGAGAACUCCGAGACACCCCUGUCGUUAGACACUGGCUCACCAAAAAGAUAAAGGUGGAGUUUGAGGAGCUGCUGCAAACCAAGACAGCUGGUCGGCUCCUGGAGGGACUCAGUCUCAGGGAUAUUUCCCUAGGCAAUUCUCUGCCGGUCUUUAAAACGGCCAAACUUAUGAAGCCGGUCCAUUUGAAUGAGGACGGUAUGCCCGAUGAACUCAACUUUGAGGUGGACAUCGAAUACAAUGGCGGCUUUCAUCUCGCCAUUGACGUCGAGCUGGUGUUUGGGAAGUCUGCCUACCUGUUCGUUAAGAUGAGGCGCGUGGUGGGUAGGCUGAGGCUGCAGUUCACGCGCAUGCCCUUCUCCCAUUGGUCCUUCUCCUUCCUCGAGGACCCGCUGGUGGAUUUUGAGGCGAAGUCACAGUUUGAAGGAAGGCCGCUGCCUCAGCUCACCUCCAUCAUAGUCAACCAGUUGAAACGGGUCAUCAAAAAGAAGCACACCUUGCCGAACUACAAAAUCAGAUACAAGCCCUUCUUCCCAUUCCAAGUGCAGCCUCCGCUGGGUUCAGCUUGUGAUGUGGACCUGUCAGUCCAGGACAGCAGGCUGGUGGAAGGCCGACUCAAAGUCACCCUCAUUGAAUGUAGCAGACUGUUCAUCCUGGGCUCCUAUGACAGAGAAACCUAUGUUCACUGCACCCUGGAGCUGAGCAGCCACCAGUGGAAGGAGAAGACUCGCAGCUCCAUCAAACGGUUUUCUCUUGUUACAUGUAUGCAUCAGACGGAGGUAAUCAAGGGGCCAUGUGGCAGUGUGGGGAUGACGUUCAGGCACGUCCCUGCCAGCGACGGCGAUGCAGUCCACGUCAGCAUUGAGACAGUCACGCCCAACUCCCCUGCAGCCUUGGCAGACCUGCAGAGGGGUGAUCGCCUCAUUGCCAUCGGAGGUGUCAAAGUGACAUCCUCGGUUCAAGUGCCCAAACUGUUGAAGCAGGCUGGAGACAGGGUGGUGGUUCUUUAUGAGAGACCGGUUCGUCACCAGACUCCCUCUUUUGGAAGCCUUGGAACUCUUCAGGAAGGGUUUGGGCAGCUAGAGGAAACUGGUUUUAUUUCCCAGCCAGGGGGUUAUGAGGAAGACCCAGCCCCCAUCACCACCCUUUCUGACAUAUCUGACAGCAAAGACAUGGACUCUGAGUUUGAAGAGUUAAUUGUGGACUCCAGACCUAGCCAGACUGGUGGCCCUAACAGCAGUACUACAAAUACCAGUGACACUAAGGAGGAUUCCUUUCUUACAGUAAACCAAAGCCCCAAAAGGACUGUGGCAAACUUGGCCUCUAAGCCCCUUGGUACCAUAUCACCCAUCCUCAACCGCAAGUUAAACCUGGUGGGUCUCCAGUCACCACUAAAGCCCCAGCCCAAAGAAUCACCAAAGCCGUCACCACAUAAGACCAGUAGUGAUCCAGGGGAGGGUCUGCAACGCCCCACCGCGCCCCCCCCACCUCCUCCUUCUCGCCCCCCAGUGCCACCAAGACCUCAGAUAAGGUUGACAUCAGCCUCCUCAGAAACCAGUCUUUUGGAAGGCAUUGAUUCUUUUACAGCUACUAAUGCCACUGCUGCUCCUACUGUGACUACCACCAUCAAUGCUUCUGAAAAAUCUCCAGAAAAAGUUCCUCUUAUUGGAGCCAAUGAAGACAAGGCUAGCACUGAGAAGACAUGUGUCAAACAGGUUGAGGCAAAGCAGUCUACUAAGCCAGCAGAGUCCAGUGAUGACCUGCCAGUCCCUUCUACUGUGACCAGCAAGGCUGAUCAAGCAAAGGACAAAGCUUCAGAGAGCUCACGGGACAGCAGCACACGGGACAGUCUAGAGGACCACUCCCUCUGGGAAUCCCCAGAAACCAUGUUUCGUAACCAGACAGCACGCUGGCCCAAGGCCUCUGUGGUAUUUGAGGUGGAGAGCAACCAGAAGUACCUUAAUGUGGCCCUGUGGUGCAAAGAUCCCUUUAAGCUGGGCAGUUUGUUGUGCCUGGGUCAUGUCAGCCUCCAGCUGGAGCAUGUAGCCCUGGAAUGUAUGGCCACAUCUUCAGCAGAGUACCAGAGCACAUUUAGGUUGGGGCCUCCAGAGCCCAGAGCUAACGUAAGCCGCACUGCGCUACGCAGCCUCAGCACCCACAAGGGCUUCAAUGAGAAGCUGUGUUACGGAGAUGUUACUCUGAACUUCUGUUACUUAGCUGAGGGUGAGUUAGAGUAUCCAGGGGGUCUGGCAGAAAGGGAGCGAGAGGGGAGUCUCCAAGACGAGGAUCUGAGGGAGAGGGAGCAUAUCCCCUCAGCACAGCGUGAUGACUUGGCCUACGGCGCCAUGCAGUUGGUGGAGGUUCGUCACAACUUCCAGGACACCCAGUUCCAGAACCCCACCUGGUGUGAAUACUGCAAAAAGAAGGUUUGGACCAAGGCAGCCUCUCAGUGUAUGAUCUGCGCCUACGUUUGCCACAAGAAGUGCCAGGACAAGUGCCUCGCUGAAAAUCCCUUCUGUGUGGCAGCGACUGAACGUCGCGGAGCUGACCCUGAAGCCAAAUCCACCAUAAACCGGGCCACCACUGGCAUAACUCGCCAUAUCAUCAACACCAGCUCCCGCCUGCUUAACCUCCGCCAGGUGCCCAAGACUCGGCUGGUUGAGCAGGUGGCUGAUGUCGUGCCUGGAGUGGUGGAGCCCUCACCCAAGCAUACCCCCAACACUUCAGACAAUGAGAGCAGUGAUACUGAGAACUACACCAGUGGCGCCAGCCCCUCAAAGCAGCCUGCCAGUAGUUGUGGCAGCAGUAAACUUGUACGCAAGGAAGGUGGGUUGGAUGACAGUGUGUUCAUUGCUGUGAAGGAGAUAGGCCGUGACCUGUACCGGGGGCUGCCCACAGAUGAGCGCUCCCAGAAGUUGGAGUUGAUGCUGGACAAGCUGCAGCAGGAAAUUGACCAGGAGCUGGAGCACAAUAAUGCCCUUCUACUGGAGGAGAGGGAGGCCACAGAUGCCCGGCGCAAGGCCCUAAUUACUACUGCCCUGGCAAAGUCUGGGGAGAGACUCCAGGCCCUCACCCUACUAAUGAUCCACUACCGGGCAGGCAUUGAGGACCUUGAGUCAGUGGAGAGCACCUCGCCUUCAGAGCAGCAAGGCUUUAAAGGCAAAGGAGAAGGCCUGGAGGAAGAGGCCCUGACAGAGGUCUAUGACAGUGACACAUGCAGCCCUGUGGAGGUGCAGCUGCUGGAUGAUAUUACUGAGGAGCAGAUCUGUGUGGAGGCACUCCACUAAAUAAGACUAGAAAAGAGAGAGAUGAGGAGCAAAUGCUUUGGGCUUGGGCCUCCCAGCAAAAUUAUGUCUAAUAUGUUUUUUGAGAUUGGGGAAUUUCAGAAGUGGUUUAAUUAUCAGGGAUGUUGAGGUCCAGUGUUUGAUUCACGUUUUUGAUUUUUAUGUGAAAAAGAAAGGAUGGGUAAAGGAAUUUCCUCCCUGCGGAUUCAUGGUAAACCUGUUAUUAAUGUUUUGAUUUGCAUAAUGUGAUGCCGUUUCCAUGCUCUUGGUUUAAAGGGAAGCUUGAGAGCUACACUAUUAUCUGCCCUCAGUAGUGCUGCAUGUGUAUCUUCCAGUUUUGUUUUUCUGUGGCUUCAAAAUGUCAUUGUAAGUGUUUAGUUCAGUUUGCUUUCUUGUCUGUAACUGCUUUGACAUAAGUACUUUAGAAAAUGCGCACAUUUCUGUGGUCUACUAGUCUGAAUUAUCUUAACUUUGGAGAAGGAAAAUAAUUGUUCAAUAUUUGUUUACUGUGAGUAAAAAGCCCAUGUGAAGGUGAAAUAUUUGAGUCUACAACAGUGUGAAUACUACUACAGAAAAGCAGGUUUAGACAUCCAAGCAAGGAUCCUGCAAGCAGUCAUGUAUAUCUUUUUGUUUUGAGCACUUUCUUACUGUAACAUAUUUGGAUUUUAGAAGUGAUUCUCCCUGCUCACAAAGGUCUUUGGGAUUUCACCAGCUGUAUAAUUAUUAGUGGAAUCUUAUAUUUAUAAUCCCCCCCUUUUUCGGUUUAUUUGUUUGUAUUGGUUAGGCCAAAUAUGUUUGACUAUGUGACCAUGUUUUUUUUUUUUCCUUGGGAGGGUGUAAGAAGGUAAUUGUCCUGGGUUAUAAUUUUGAACCAAUUCUUUUUAUUUCUUGUGUUGUUUUAUGUCUUUCCCCGUCACAUUUUGUUCAGAACAACCCCACCAGCUUCUAAAACUCAACUAUGGCACAGUGCUAACUGAUCAAAGCUUUCAUAGGUGCAAUAUAAGAAAGGCACAUAAUUAACUUUUUUGAUUGAUCUCUGAGUGAAUGUUACCCCGGAGCUCUCAUGAUGUUAAAAUUGUCCAACAUUUAUUUGAGUUGUUUUCAUGCCCAAAUGAAUGUAUGUUAAGCCCUUUCUGUUUUGUGUAUAUACAACUGUUUGGCACUGUCUCCCCCCAUUUCCUUGCAAAACAUCAAGCAUUAAUGUAGCCUGUUAUAGUGAUUCUAUCAUAACUAGCUACAGCUCUAAAAUGCUAUGCUGUUCAUCUAUCUUUUACACCCUCAGAGGGCCACUGGAAAAUAAUUGUUUGGAAAGGAAACCCUAAAACACUGAAAGUUUUCUUAAAGAGGCCGUAUUAUGCUCAUUUUCAGGUUCAUACUUUUAUUUGGGGGUCCUACUAGAAUAGGUUUACAUGCUUUAAUGUUCAAAAAACACAUUAUUUUUCACAUACUAUAUAUUACUGCAGUACCUCUAUUCACUCUGUUGUCAGUCGCUAGGUGGUUGCUAGGCAGGCAUUAUGCGAAUGUGUUAGAAUGUGUUACAUAGUGACAUAGAUGAGUAACGGAAGAAAAGGCUGAAAUACAAACGAGGCGUUUCAGCAAGGUCAGGAGCCGUGGGAGACAGUAACUCCCUAAGGUGUGGACUUUGGGCUUUGUAACUUUGCAGACCUUUUACAUAACACAAAAAGCAAUAUAACACACUAAAAGAAAGGGGAAAAACCCCAAAAGAAUAAUAUGGCCUCUUUAAUCUAUUUUGGUGGUGAUGUCCUUUUCUUUCUUUUUUCUGAUGGUUAUUUUGCCAAUCAGUUCCACUUCACAUAUUUCCAGCACAAAUACAAUUGAGUUUGUUAGUGGAUACUCAGUGAGAUUGAGUUUGAUAGCUUUCUAAAAAUAUCAAGAGCAGUCAACAGGUUUUGGUAUCAGUCCAUCAGAAUUGUGAUGUUUAACAUGCAUACAGAGAGAACUCCAUUAAAGGAAAUGUACAAGUAUAGAGCCAACGUUCCAUAGAAAGUAAGUGGGCGUUCAGACUGAAAACAGCCCGCCGUUAAAAAAAUUAGAUGAUGAAACACGAUCCAGGAAGUCGAGUUGGAGUUAUAGAUCAAUGGGUAUGAAUGCUCAUCAGACUCUAAAACACUGCAUGGAGGUAAAUGUUACAAGGAAGGAUUUUAAAAAUCUAGACAGUUGUCACGGCAGCAGUCAUUUUAUCUUCAUCCUGACAAUCGCAAGGUUAACAGAACAAAUAUACUGUUCACUGAUUGGCCACUGCAGCACCUUGCUAGAUGGCACUGCAUUGCGUUGAGGCAAAAGUUGAGCCAGUUUCAACUUAUUUGCUCGAUGACCCUGUGUUUUUUGCCAGAGACCCUGCGUUGGCUGCGUUGGACCCCUGCUACACCUCUGGAGUAGCCUCAUUCAAAUUAAUAAGGGAGCUGCAUUUUUUUCACACUGUGCUGAUGGCAGUCUGAAUGUAACCUAACACCUUUAUAUACCUUCUCUGGGGGGCUGUUGAACGGUAUUUUGGGAAAAGUAAGGUUUAAGGCCUCAGUAUGCUUCAAAUAAAGUGCUGACAGCAUCUGAAACCUGUCAGACAGCGCAAUCUACAUCAAUUUUUGUAUAUUUUCCAGACAAUCAGAUAGCCCACUAUAUGCAGUGAGUAGGUGUACAGAGGUGCAAAACUUGAAUUUCUCUUAGGAUUUCUUUUUUCUUUCUUCACGUAACUACUUCCAUCACUUUUUGUGUGAAGUACGAGUACACCACCAUUAAUGCUUGCGAGGAGAAACUGUUCGUAAGUGUGCCCUGUUCCCAUUUGUAUAAUUCAUGGCAUUGAGACACAAAGGUCUUGGAGAGAAAUCAGGAAAUCAGCAGGAUGUAGCCAAGAAGAGGCUGCGACAGCAGGCUUUUCGGCCCACCUCUGAGUUUAGCCAUUCAGAACAGCUAUACAGUAAACACUCUUGCCUUUGGAUGUGUUGGAUUACACAUUGUACAAACUAGUUGAAGCAUCCUGAGGGCUUUAGGGCAGGUGUUUCCAAACUUCUUAGCACCAGAGACUGUUUUUUCAUCAACGCCAUUGUUGCGGACCAGUCGACCCUAACCCUUCACGACUGAAAUAAAGAAUGGGUUGACAUUAAGAUGGUCAACACACACAUUGGGCCUUUUAUCCCCCCCACCUCACCUAAAGAAACUUUCAAGUUCUCUCAAACUCAUUUUAGCUAGCUAGUUACGGCAGUCAUAGGAACACAACACUGUGGGUAUGUGGGUGACAGGCUUGCAAACUGAUUACCUAUUUACAAAAUCAGUCUCCUGUUGUGAGUGGAGGGAGUGAUGAGGAAAGAUGCGCCAAGUUCAAGGUAUACCUGCAAAAUAGCCUAUAAUAGUCUAUAAUGUUGUAUAAAUAUCUGUUUUUUGCAGUAUCAUAUUGUUUCCUCAUGGCCCAAUAGACUGUUCUGUGGCCUGGUACCAGUACCGGGGGUUGGGUACCACUGCUUCAGGCUUAGAAUUACAAUUUUCUUGAGACGGCUUUAAAUUUUCUUGCAUAAAGUACAAAAACCAAGCUAGAUUCAACAAUACGAAAAUAACAAGACAUCACCCAAAAUGCAUUGAAAACCAGUUGAGUGCGAGUUAGCAGAGGGUAGAUUUUUCCUUUAAUGUAGCGUAACUCCAAAAGGACUCGUCCAAGAUAAUGAAGAGAAGUUAUCAGCCAGACUCAGAGGAAGCAAAGGCACAUUUCCUGUUCUUUUCUGUGUAAUGAUGAUAUAUGUUGCUCAUGUAGAUACUGGCUGCUAUGCUUGUCAAUCUCUUGCAGUCUGUAAAUUGGAUUUUUUGUGCAAUAUUUUUGUAGGAAAGCUGAUAAUCAGGAGUGAAUCCCCACGUCUGUGAUUUCUCUUAUUUUCUCUUUAAAGAGGUGUGCCCAUCUGUCUGCUAAUGUAACCUGAGGGUUUUUGGGGACCAAUGAGAACCUGAGAGGAGUUCACUCUGUAAACCCCUCUUUUGGCCUGAGAAGCAUUGCUUUUGCUGCUGCUGCUGUUGUUACAAUGUGCUCUUCCACAGGACUCAUAAUCACACGCUUCUGCCCUCCCUCCCCCAGCCCUAACCGUUGAAACUGCACUUACAAUAUGACUGCCCACCACGGCUUUCAGCAGGUCAAGAUGGUGUUUUUCUUUCUGUGUAUGUGAGGGAUGUUGUACACAGUUUUCAAGAAGGCUCAUGUGAUGAAGCUUUAUUGUACAUAACCUAAAUAAACAAGCUCAAAUGAA
This is a messenger RNA of Siniperca chuatsi (mandarin fish), 8089 nucleotides long. It is a transcript of the gene pdzd8, whose product is annotated as PDZ domain containing 8. Gene Ontology annotation, molecular function: protein binding; lipid binding. The transcript has 5 exons. Lineage: Eukaryota; Metazoa; Chordata; Actinopteri; Centrarchiformes; Sinipercidae. The coding region runs from base 189 to 3845 and encodes 1218 amino acids. Gene Ontology annotation, biological process: mitochondrial calcium ion homeostasis. Gene Ontology annotation, cellular component: mitochondria-associated endoplasmic reticulum membrane contact site. The record is from RefSeq and is a predicted model, not a curated record.